UCGAUCAACUUUAACUUCCCACAAUUCCUGCGUGAAGAGGCUUCAUUAACAAACAGCAACACACCGACGGAGCUAACAUGUCAGACAAGAAGCAGACCGUAGAUCUGGGCUUGCUGGAGGAGGAUGAUGAGUUUGAAGAAUUCCCAGCCGAGGACUGGACAGGGCUGGAUGAAGACGAAGACGCUCAUGUUUGGGAAGACAACUGGGACGAUGAUAACGUAGAAGAUGAUUUCUCAAAUCAGCUGAGAGCGGAGCUUGAAAAACAUGGUUACAAGAUGGAGACAUCAUAGUGGCUGACAAGGCCUUUCAGUAUUCGGAGACAUUGGAUAUGGACAUUUAUAAUUGAAAAUUACUGGCUGACCACAUACUGCAAGAAGAAGAUGUUAAUUUGUUGCCCUUUUUUAUAAUUGAAGUUGAUGGAAGUAAAGUGUUUGGAAGAAAGUGUUCCUUUGAGUGUUUUUCCUUUAAUGUUUAUGCUACAAAUGUUUAGGUGACAGUUAAAGAUAAUUUCUGCAUUACAUUUGUGUUAAUUUUAUAUUUGUGUGUAAUGCAAUCUGUAGACUGGUCCUAGCUCCUCAGCCUGAAGAAACCAGUUGGUUUUGAGUAAUCAUUAAAAUAUUGCUGAAAUUCAA
Neolamprologus brichardi is the source of this 632-nucleotide messenger RNA. It is a transcript of the gene sem1, whose product is annotated as SEM1 26S proteasome subunit. Gene Ontology annotation, cellular component: proteasome regulatory particle, lid subcomplex; proteasome complex. NCBI's taxonomy places the organism in Eukaryota, Metazoa, Chordata, Actinopteri, Cichliformes, Cichlidae. Gene Ontology annotation, biological process: double-strand break repair via homologous recombination; mRNA export from nucleus; proteasome assembly. The record is from RefSeq and is a predicted model, not a curated record.